This is a messenger RNA of Eruca vesicaria subsp. sativa (arugula), 762 nucleotides long. NCBI's taxonomy places the organism in Eukaryota, Viridiplantae, Streptophyta, Magnoliopsida, Brassicales, Brassicaceae. The record is from the annotation of a GenBank genome assembly.
AUGGCCCAACAAAGAAAGAUCUCGGCCCAACUCAACGAAGGACACAAUAUCGUAUUAAUUUCGAAUCAUCAAAGUGAAGCUGAUCCAGCUGUUAUUUCACUGUUACUUGAAGCACAAUGUCAAUACAUAGGAGAGAACAUUAAAUGUGUGGCUGGUGAUCGAGUCAUCACUGAUCCUCUAUGUAAGCCGUUCAGUAUGGGAAGGAAUCUCAUAUGUGUUUACUCAAAAAAGCACAUGAACGAUGAUCCCGAGCUUGUUGAUAUGAAAAGAAAAGCAAACACCCGAAGCUUGAAGGAGAUGGCUACACUGCUUAGGUCUGGCUCCCAACUUAUAUGGAUUGCACCAAGUGGUGGAAGGGACCGCCCGGAUCCUUCUACAGGAGAAUGGUUUCCUGCUCCCUUUGAUUCUUCGUCGGUGGACAACAUGAGAAGACUUGUUCAACAUUCUGGUGCUCCUGGACACAUAUAUCCAAUGUCUUUGCUUUCCUAUGACAUCAUGCCUCCUCCACCCAAAGUUGAGAAAGAAAUUGGAGAGAAAAGAUUAGUUGGGUUUCACGGUACCGGACUAUCAGUAGCUCCUGAGAUCAGUUUCUCAGAUGUAACGGCAGACUGCAACAACCCAAACGAGGCAAAAGAAGCAUACAGCCAAGCUAUGUACAAGUCGGUCAAUGAACAAUUCAAGACUCUAAACUCUGCAAUCAAUCAAGGAAGAGGAAUGGAAGCAUCAAUUUCAACGGUGUCCUUGUCACAACCCUGGAAUUAA